Messenger RNA from Histoplasma capsulatum G186AR, 1287 nucleotides. RefSeq lists its product as uncharacterized. The record is from RefSeq and is a predicted model, not a curated record. The coding region runs from base 1 to 1287 and encodes 428 amino acids. The transcript is spliced from 2 exons. Lineage: Eukaryota; Fungi; Ascomycota; Eurotiomycetes; Onygenales; Ajellomycetaceae.
AUGGCUUUCGAAAUCCCAACAAAUGAAACUAAGUGGCUCGCAGCGGCCAAAGCUGCUGGUGUCGACGGAGUCUAUCCCUGCACUUGCCCUGCCAAUUCCACGAAGCUUCCCUCCGCAUCGAAAAUGGAUCCAAACGUUUAUUUGACCUUUAGAUCAUAUUGGAAGGAUUAUCGUCCCGAUGAAGUUUCAUUGGAAGACUUGGGUCUCAGCCAAGAAGAUGUCAAGGAAGCGAAAGCACGUCUGAAGCGGAGUAGUCCUUACAAGGAGUAUCUUGCUGACAUUGACGCUUUCUCCAAUAGGGGGAGACCGCUCGGCAAGCUUCCUGAUCUUGGCGCUUUUACUCUCGUCAGGCAUUUCCAGCAACAAAUUACCAACACGGACAGGGAGGAUGCUGCUGAAAAGGUCAAUGUAACCCCAAUCCGAACCCGAAGUCGGACCGCGGCUCUCGACGCGGCCGCUGCGGGCAAGCAGGUUAUGAGACAACCUAACUUUCAACUUGAAUCACUAGUCCCCCGGGGACCUUCGCCCACCGAGUCAUAUAGCUCCUCAGAUGGAGACCCCAUGGAUCAAGAAUCUCCUUCUCCCUCCUUACGAGCUGCUAAUCGAGCCAACAUCACCCACCAGACUUCUGGGAGAUCAACUCCCGACAGCGAUGGCUCCCCAAUGUCUACGGAUAACAGCGACCCAGGCAACACCGCAUCGUUCAUUAGUGACCAUUCAGCUAUUUCAGUGACAGCCGCAAACAUUUUAUAUACCCGCACUGAGGAUGAAUCUAUUGUCAAUACAUUCCUCAUCCUGCUUCUCAAUGCUCUUGGCCUUGGCUGCGAAGAAGUGACCGCGGAGUGGUCCAUGAAGCGGUGGAUGAUAAAACAUCCCUUUGGGUCUAGAACUCUGGAGGCCCGGACUGAUGGGUGUCUUCGAAAGCAUGGCACUGGAGACGUUGUGGCUAUUGUGGAGGUGAAGCCCCACCUCCGGCGCGCGUACCAGGCUACAAUCAAAAUGCAGGAGACCACCCAACUGAUAGCUUGGAUUGCACAAAAGGAAGCCCCGGAUCCCUCUAUCAAUCGUUUUGUACUAUUGUCACAAGAUCGCCAUGAGGUCUUCCUUACUGUUGCCGAUUAUGAUGAAGACUACAUUAAGUUCCUGAAAGAAGAGACCGAUCCAACAGCAGAUAAAAAGUCCUUUCUCCGAAUAGCAUCUUUUGGUCCCUGGAACGUUAACUCCGAAAGUUCCAUCCGCAAACUAUGCCCCAUCCUCUUAGCUCUUACCACCCGCGCCAGCAAAUGA